This is a messenger RNA of Centruroides sculpturatus (bark scorpion), 1770 nucleotides long. Its product is annotated as cytochrome P450 4C1-like. The record is from RefSeq and is a predicted model, not a curated record. The coding region runs from base 740 to 1660 and encodes 306 amino acids. Gene Ontology annotation, molecular function: oxidoreductase activity, acting on paired donors, with incorporation or reduction of molecular oxygen; iron ion binding; heme binding. The transcript is spliced from 11 exons. NCBI's taxonomy places the organism in Eukaryota, Metazoa, Arthropoda, Arachnida, Scorpiones, Buthidae.
UAGUGCAGUGGAAGUGUUCAAACAGCGUUGUUAUCAACUGCAUCAAUAUGGAGCAUGCACGCUUUUUACUCUCAGACAUGGAUAUGGAAAAUAUUAUAUAUGAUGACAAAUCAUCUGAAGGUAAACCUGAUAUCUGUGAAACAAGAGAUAAAGACACUGAUACAGAACAGGAAGAACAGCUUGAUGACAAGCAAUUAUUGAUACCUUCAACUUUUUAACAAGGAAAUAAAGACGACGGCCAGGAGAUAAAAAUGAAUUUUCCGACUAUGUCCUUUUUACCAGUUUUGUGGAACAUUGUCUUUUCUCAACGUGAAAAACAAUACCACGAUUCACACGUCGGCAUAUUAAAUAGAAAUCUCUCUACCGGACUUCCUAUGCUAUUUACAAACGAGAAAGUAUUCUGUAUAAACAUAUUUGGAUAUAAAUUAAUUGUUUUCUUACAUCCAGAAUCUGCAAAGGAAGUGUUACGAAGCAACAGUUUAACAUAUAGUGAUUCUACACAUUUCUUCAAGCCACUUCUCGGAGACAACAGUUUUUUUUUCAGUUCUGGCGAUAAUUGGAGAAAAAGAAGAAAAUAUUUAGCUCCACAUUUUCAUCUUCGGAAUCUGAAAGAUGAUCAAAAUGUAUUUAUGGAGCAUUCAAACGUCUUAGUGGAGAAACUCAAACAAUUGCAGAAGAAUGAAAUAUUCGAUAUCCUGGAACGGAUGAAAUAUUGCACACUCGACAUAAUUGCAGAAUUAUGACAUGUUUUCCUGAAUGGAUAGCAAAUCCAAUGUACCGGUUUUUCCCAAUUUUCUUCAUGAGUAAAAUAGGAAAAGAAUUCAAGAGGGACGUUGAAAUAAUUCAUCGUUUCGACGAGAAGGUGUUCAACAGAAGAAAAGAAAAAUUUGUGAAAAAAAUGCAACAACAACAUUCCUUAGAGAAAGAGAUCCGUCAUGAUGAAGAACUAAAGAUGAGAACAAAACAGUGUUUUAUCGAUUCUCUGUUGGAUCUUCACGUCAAACAAGGUUUAAUAUCGGAAGAGGACGUUAUCAGAGAUAUGGGAGCUACUAUUUUCGGAGGUUACGAUACAACCGCCCACACUAUGUCAUGGACUCUGUAUUUCUUGGGAAGAUUCCACGAAAUACAAGAAAAAGUGUAUCUCGAAUUGCAAGAAGUUUUCAAAGAUGAUAUGAAUAGAGAUAUUACGAUCGAUGACCUGACGAAAAUGACGUACUUAGAAUGCGUAAUUAAGGAGUCGAUGAGAAUCUAUCCUCCUUUUCCUUUAAUUGCCAGAAAAACCCCAUUGGAAAUGAAAAUAGGUAAUUACGUGUUGCCUGCAAAUUCGACUCUUGUCAUUAGUAUCUAUGGCAUCCAUCAUAAUCCUUCUGUUUACGAAAAUCCCGAAGUGUUCGAUCCAGACCGUUUUUUACCUGAAAAGUAUAGAAAUCUUCAUCCUUAUGCAUUUCUGCCAUUUUCUGCCGGUCCACGAAAUUGUCUCGGAAGUAAACUCGCCAUGAUUACAAUGAAAAUGGUUUUGGCCAAUGUUCUUCGUAAUUUUAAAGUAUACUCUUUGGAUCCUCAGGAUAAAAUCUGUAUCUCAUACGCAAUUAUGUUGACCCCAAUAUCGGGUAUAAGAAUGUGUGUAGAAAAAAGACGAAUUUUGGAAAAUUUUAAAUAACCUGAACAUUGCGGUAAUUUUUAUUACAAAUUUAUAUAAACAUAGGCCUAUAUCAUAUAAUCUAGACGGGUGCAUUUAGAAAAUGUAUCAAAAUAAUUUUACCUAUUAUU